This is a messenger RNA of Pimephales promelas (fathead minnow), 1618 nucleotides long. It is a transcript of the gene kera, whose product is annotated as keratocan. Lineage: Eukaryota; Metazoa; Chordata; Actinopteri; Cypriniformes; Leuciscidae. Gene Ontology annotation, molecular function: protein binding. The record is from RefSeq and is a predicted model, not a curated record.
AUUGACACUACAAAUAGGGGCAGGAGAUGGCAAAAUAGCUCAGAGUUGAGACACCUGUCCCACAGCAAACGAUACAGUUGAAGAGCCCCAAGAAGACAAAGGUUAAACCUCACCAUGGAGUCGCUCAUGUUUGCAUUUGUAGCCCUACUUCUGGCCAGCCAAGUCUGGUCUGAUGAAGUUCCCUACGAGCAUAUGAUCUCUCAGCUCCAGGCAUGUCCUAAAGAGUGUCGCUGCCCUCCAAGCUUCCCUAACGCUGUCUACUGUGACAACAAGGGUCUGAAACGCAUUCCUGCCAUCCCUCCCUAUACCUGGUACCUGUACCUCCAGAACAAUCUCAUCGAUGGCCUCUCAACCGAUGCUCUGCGCAAUGCCACACAGCUAAGGUGGAUCAAUCUCAACCGCAACAAAAUCACAAGUGAAGGCUUGGAGGUUGAUGCUCUGAAGGCUAUGUCUAACCUUGUACACCUCUACAUGGAAGACAACUUGCUGACUUCCAUUCCAUCUCCUCUGCCUGUCAAAUUAGAGCAGUUACGGCUGUCCCGAAACAGAAUCUCAAAGAUCCCAGCCGGUGUCUUCUCUGGGAUGGACCAUCUAACCUUGCUGGAUCUGCAAAGCAACAAGCUUCAGGAUGAUGCAGUGACUGAGGUCAGUCUGAAAGGCCUCAACAACUUGAUCCAGAUUAAUUUAGCAAAGAAUCAUCUCAACAGCAUGCCCCUCGGCCUACCACCCACAACUACACAGAUCUUUUUGGAUGGCAACAACAUUGAGAGGAUUCCAGUUGAGUACUUCAAGGGUCUUCCGAAAGUGGCGUCUCUCAGGCUCAACCGCAAUAAGCUGGCUAAUGGAGGUAUCCCAAAAAACGUGUUUAACUUUUCCAGCAUCCUGGAUCUACAGCUUUCUCACAACCAGCUCACAGAAGUACCCGUUAUCUCUUCUGGCCUGGAGCACCUGCAUCUGGAUCACAAUAAGAUCAAGAGCGUGAAUAGCUCUGACAUCUGUCCACCUGAUGCACACGAUGAUUACCUUGGGGACAACAGCCCACGUCUCCGUUACCUUCGCCUUGAUGGUAAUGAGAUCAAACCCCCCAUUCCACGAGAGCUGAUGAUGUGUUUCCGUCUCCUCAGGGCUAUUGUCAUAUGAAGGUGCAAGACCAUCUAGAUACUCCUGUCCAUUUCAUCUACCAGAAAUGAAAAUGCAUGUAAACUAAAACACUUGAAAAUGGUCCAAUAAAGGACUAUCUUUUGGGAAAGUCGGUAAAAUAUUGAAAACUGCACACUGCUGAAAAGCCAGAAUUGGAAUGAAUUUCCAUGCUGGUCCAGAUUGACUUAUGCUUGUUUGUACUGAACUAGUGCUGGUCUUGCUAGUGGGUAAGUGAAACUAAGCUGAUAAAACUGUUUUACUAGCAUGAUCUUUCUGAUGGAGCUUUUGGCCAAGAAAGCACAUCUAGUUAAGCUGGUUAAAAAGCUGAGUGAGGAUACCAGUAUCCAAAAUAUGAGAUAUUCUGGGGGUCUGCUGUUAUGAUCUUUUCAGCAGGGUUGAUAUCCAUCACUCUUAGAAGAAAUGGUUCUAUUUAGAACCAGAAAUGGUUCCAUCCCCCGCUUCAUAUAUGGAACUCCAA